AUGGCUAGAUGCACGUCAACCGCCCCUCCCACUGCACGCCCUCCUGCCCUAGCUAUCGACGUGGACGACAAGAGCUGGGAUGAGCUGGUGCUGAAGAGCAAGGUGCCCGUGCUGGUCGACUUCUGGGCCCCCUGGUGCGGCCCCUGCCGCAUGAUCGAGCCCAUUGUUAACGAGCUCGCGGGUGACUACGCUGGGAAGAUCCUCUGCGUCAAGGUGAACACCGAUGAGUCGCCGAACACCGCCACCGGCUACGGCAUCCGCAGCAUCCCCACUGUUCUGUUCUUCAAGAAUGGGCAGAAGCUGGACACCAUCAUUGGUGCCGUGCCCAAGGCCACGUUGGUCCAGACCAUCGAGAAGGCCCCUGCUUGA
Monoraphidium neglectum is the source of this 369-nucleotide messenger RNA. RefSeq lists its product as hypothetical. Lineage: Eukaryota; Viridiplantae; Chlorophyta; Chlorophyceae; Sphaeropleales; Selenastraceae. The transcript is spliced from 5 exons. The coding region runs from base 1 to 369 and encodes 122 amino acids. The record is from RefSeq and is a predicted model, not a curated record. Gene Ontology annotation, cellular component: cytoplasm. Gene Ontology annotation, molecular function: oxidoreductase activity, acting on a sulfur group of donors, disulfide as acceptor; protein-disulfide reductase activity.